Molecule: messenger RNA, 321 nt
Organism: Didymosphaeria variabile
Lineage: Eukaryota; Fungi; Ascomycota; Dothideomycetes; Pleosporales; Didymosphaeriaceae
Exons: 2
Coding region: 1-321 (106 amino acids)
Source: RefSeq, a predicted model, not a curated record
AUGUCUGAAGCGCCCAAGGCCAAUUGGUACGACGCCUUCCCGGCGCCAAAGACCACAGCACCCCUCCUUACACGCGAAGACGCCCUGCCGAACCUGUCCUCGUCCGACCUGCUCCUGGUGGACGUACGACGCAACGACUAUGAAGGCGGCACCGUCCGAGGUUGGUUUGCGGAUUACCUUGCCGAGAAGGGUGAGGCCGAGGUUCGGUCGCUGACCCUUGUUGGGGGCAUCAAAGGCUGGGUGAAAGCUGGUGAGCCCUUCACACAAGCGAUGGACGGAUACGACCCGGUCUAUUGGAAACAGUUUGAACAAAACAAAUAG